CGGCGCGGCCAGUACUUCCGGGGUACAAGUCACUUCCGUUCUUGCGCGCUGCGGGCGGCUCUCAAAAAAAAAUGGCGGCGCCCUCCUCCUCCUCCUCCUCCUCGACCUCCGGCUACCGGCCGGCCCCGCUGGCCUCGCUGCCCCGGGAGCUUGACCCGGCCGAGUACAACGAGUCCCUGGAGAAGCGCCGGGCCGAGGCGGAGCGUCUGGCGCUCCGUGCCCGCCUCAAGCGCCAGUACCAGCUGCAGCUCAACGACCCGCACCGCACGGAGCUGAUCGAGGACCCUGCUAUGCUCCGUUGGACCUAUGCUAGAUCGUACAACAUUUACCCCAAUUUCCGGCCCACUCCCAAGACUUCCCUGUUGGGUGCGUUGUUUGGGAUAGGACCCAUUUUCUUCUGGUGGUAUGUCCUCAAAGCUGACAGAGAUCGUAAAGAGAAACUUAUCCAGGAAGGCAAGUACCAGCGACCAUUUGCUCUCAGCUCCUAAGUCUCUGGGAAUUGGAUGUUGCAGUGCUGCUGUUGGGCUAUUCAUAGAAAGCGCUGUGUAUUGUACAUUGAUGAAAAGACUAAUCCUCCAUCAAAAUAAACUUUAUAUUAUUAGUCAUAGGA
Dermochelys coriacea (leatherback sea turtle) is the source of this 610-nucleotide messenger RNA. RefSeq names its product NADH:ubiquinone oxidoreductase subunit B4 (gene NDUFB4). The coding region runs from base 72 to 488 and encodes 138 amino acids. NCBI's taxonomy places the organism in Eukaryota, Metazoa, Chordata, Testudines, Dermochelyidae. Gene Ontology annotation, cellular component: mitochondrion. The record is from RefSeq and is a predicted model, not a curated record. The transcript has 3 exons.